This is a messenger RNA of Cercospora beticola, 1333 nucleotides long. Its product is annotated as SDR family oxidoreductase. The record is from RefSeq and is a predicted model, not a curated record. Lineage: Eukaryota; Fungi; Ascomycota; Dothideomycetes; Mycosphaerellales; Mycosphaerellaceae.
AUGGCCGAACAUAUACUGAUUACUGGCGCCGGCGGGUUCAUCGGACAAGCUCUUGCCACUUCGCUCCUCGAAGAUAAAAACGUUCGAAGGCUCAUUCUGACAGACGUGCUUCCGCCAAAGGUUCCGACCAAAAGCGCGCCCGUUGAUAUUUCAACCUUUGCGGCCGACCUGACUGACCCGGAAACCUGCUCGCGACUGAUCACGCCCGAGGUCACCACGAUUUAUUUGCUACACGGGAUUAUGUCAGGCCAAGCCGAAGCAGAUCUAGAACUUGGACUACGUGUCAAUAUAGAUUCUAUGCGAUUCAUCACAGAUGCGAUCCGCAAGCAACAAGAUCAACGCUCUAAGCCGAUUCGAGUGGUCUUUCCUUCCAGUCUUGCUGUUUUUGGGCCCGCCAAGGAGAACGAAGUCGUGACUGAGAAUACUAUGCCUCUGCCACAAUCUUCAUACGGAGCAGAAAAGUCCAUCACAGAAAUUCUUCUAAAUGAUUUCUCUCGACGCGGACUGCUCGACGCACGGAUUGUGCGGUUGCCGACCAUUAUCGUGCGGCCUGGAAAGCCUACAGGUGCUGCCUCUUCUUUCUUCUCCGGCAUCAUUCGCGAGCCGCUAAAUGGAGAGAGGAGCACACUUCCUGUAAGCAGAGAUCUGAAAGCUUGGGUCUGUUCGUCUCGGACUGUGAUACGGAACCUGGUAAAAGCGAAAGACAUUCCGGAAGCCAAGUUCCAAGGAGCAAGUCGAAUUGUCAACUUGCCCGGGAAGACGGUCUCGAUAGAGGAGAUGCUGGAUAGUCUUCGCGUUGUGGGUGGCGAGAAGGCUGUGGAAUUGGUGCAAGAAAGACACGACGAGAAGGUUUCUAGUAUUGUAGGAUCAUGGCCGGCCAACUUCAACACCACGAGAGCGAGAGAGCUGGGUUUUGAUGAGGAUGUGGAGCUGGAACAGGCUUUCAGGGAUUAUAUUGAAGACUACAUGCCUAAAGCCAAUGGCGGAAGAUAAUGGUGUUUCCAAUAGUGCUCUGCGGCGCAGUCUUGCCCAAGGCCAAACCGGACAGCUGAGAGCCUUCAAUGAUUCGGAGAUAUAGGAUCCGCUUUUGCGAAUCGAAGGCAGAGGAUGGAAGAAUUGGCAGAGCCUCAAAUUGUCGCAACAGAAUCUCAAAUUCUCAAGAACAAGCAACAAAGUGGCCUAAUGCCACUCACUAGCACCGAAAGUCACUUGGCAACGAAAUGCGAUGCGAAGAAUAGCGAGCAGCCCUGAUCGGAAGCAUUGAGUUCCUUGUGACGGCGCCUUGUGGUUGCCGUUCGGGACAGUGAGUACAUAGUCGCCGCUCUGUUCAACG